This is a messenger RNA of Misgurnus anguillicaudatus (oriental weatherfish), 1753 nucleotides long. RefSeq names its product glutaminyl-tRNA amidotransferase subunit QRSL1 (gene qrsl1). Gene Ontology annotation, molecular function: glutaminyl-tRNA synthase (glutamine-hydrolyzing) activity. Gene Ontology annotation, cellular component: glutamyl-tRNA(Gln) amidotransferase complex; mitochondrion. Gene Ontology annotation, biological process: glutaminyl-tRNAGln biosynthesis via transamidation; mitochondrial translation. The record is from RefSeq and is a predicted model, not a curated record. NCBI's taxonomy places the organism in Eukaryota, Metazoa, Chordata, Actinopteri, Cypriniformes, Cobitidae.
AGAGAGGAACGCUUUGCGAACGGCCAAUCAGAGAACAGAGAUGAUGGGACGUCAGCGAGGUCAACAGAAACUGUCAUGUCAGCCUCCAGUGUCGCGUGUAGUCCUGCAGCAGCGAUGCUCAGCCUGUCUAUCAGAGAGGUGUCUCAGGCACUUAAGGAGGGCAGGGUAUCUGCUACUGAACUCUGCAAGAAAUGCAUCAACCAAAUACAGAGGACCAAGUCCUUGAAUGCAUAUAUCACCAUCACAGAAGAGCAAGCUAUAGAGCAAGCACAGCGAGCAGACAACAGGCUACGCAAUGGCAAAUCUCUCGGUCCCCUUGAUGGCAUUCCCUUCUCUGUGAAAGAUAACUUCUGCACAGAGAAUAUAGAGACCACCUGUGCUUCAAACAUUCUUAAAGGUUAUGUGCCUCCAUUCAAUGCAACAGUUGUGCAGAAGCUUUUGGAUCAAGGAGCAGUUCUCGUCGGAAAAAAUAAUUUAGAUGAAUUUGCAAUGGGAUCUGGGAGUACAGAUGGGGUGUACGGUCCUGUUCGAAACCCCUGGAGCUAUGCAACAUCAUACCGUGAAGAGGGCAGAGGAGAUCCAGAUUCUGAUUGGGUGAUUGCAGGAGGAAGUUCAGGAGGGAGCGGAGCAGCAGUGGCGUCUCUCAGCUCCUUCUUAGCAUUGGGUUCAGAUACAGGAGGAUCUACACGAAACCCUGGUUCUCUGUGUGGAGUCGUGGCUUUGAAGCCCACAUAUGGCCUUGUCUCCCGUCACGGUCUCAUCCCUCUCGUCAACUCCAUGGACGUACCAGGAAUUAUGACCAGGAGUGUGCAUGAUGCUGCCACAGUUUUGAGGAUUUUGCAGGGGAAAGACGAAAAGGACUCAACAACUAUCCAGGCACCAAUCACCUCGCCAAGCCUUCCUGAAGACUUUAAUAUUAGAGAUAUAUGUGUCGGCAUACCAAAGGAGUAUCACGCCCCAGGCCUGUCUGAAGAAACUCUGGCCCAGUGGAAUCGAGUGGCAUCCAUGUUUGAGCGGGCAGGGGCGCGGGUACGAGAAGUUUCCCUCCCGCACACACAGCACUCCAUCGUAUGUUACCAUGUCCUGUGUUGCUGUGAGGUCGCGUCCAACAUGGCACGCUUCGAUGGACUUGAAUACGGCCAUCGCAGUGCAGUGGACAGCUCCACAGAUGCCAUGUACGCCACCACGAGACACGAAGGCUUUAAUAAUGUCGUCCGCAGUAGAGUCCUAUCCGGAAACUACUUCCUUCUGAAACAGAACUACGAGCGUUACUUUCUGAAAGCUCAACAGAUCAGACGUCUCAUCGCUGAAGAUUUUGAAAGCGUCUUCACCUCAGGUGUUGAUGUUCUCCUUACACCCACGACACUGAGCGAUGCAGCGAGAUACAUCGACUUCAUACAGGAAGACAACCGAACGCGAAGUGCGCAGGAUGACAUCUUCACCCAGCCUGUCAACAUGGCAGGUUUGCCUGCUAUCACUGUACCAACGGCCCUGUCACACAGAGGACUUCCCAUCGGCCUCCAGCUGAUUGGUCAAACACUACAGGACUGGAAGUUGUUGACCGUAGCCCACUGGAUGGAGCAACAAGUCCAAUUUCCAAUGAUACGUUUCAAUGAAGACUUUGAUAGGUCGGUCAGAGAACAAACACAUACGACAGGAUCAUAACCAAACACUGAAACACAUGACUUAUGGUAAAGAGGGACUAAAGUUGAUGUCGUCAAGGCAACAAAAAAUAAAGUACUUUUAACAAAUA